AGUUAUGACGAUCAAAAGAGAAAGAAGGCGGAGGAGAAAAAGAACAGUCGAGAAGCCACGAAGUUUACAGUGGAGUCCAGUGAAGCCAACAAGCUUCUGACCUCUCUCAAGGAACGAGUGGCGAGCACAAAAGCCAAGUGUGUUGCAUUCAACGACGACUACAAAACUCCGGAAGAGGGAGCCAAAUUUGUGUUUGAGAAUCUGAAAGACCUGAUAGAAAAGAUGGUGAGCGUGAAGACGAACAUAAGUAAGCGGGACCUUGACCUUGCCAACCAUGAUAUGUACCGCGCCAACAGGGAGAGCAUCUACGUGGGUACAGAGGACAAGCUCAAACAGCUGGAUUUGGCAGUCACAAAGGGUCAGCAUGCAAUGAUCAUAGGAACCGGCGGAUCUGGCAAGGCCGCCCUGCUCGCUCGUUGGCUGACCACUCAGAAGAAGAGAGCCAGACCUGGACUUAUCUAUCAUUUUGUCGGCUGCGCCACCGACAGUGCCGCGGUACCUGAAAUCGUCCGUCGUCUGACGGUGGAGCUCCAACAUCUGAGCGGUGAGAAGACCAAAUCUCGGAGUGAGCAGCUGAGUGAGAUGGACGAAAGCUUCAGUACCUCUGCCCUUGACCUUGGUGAGCAGUGUCGCCAGCUGGACGUGCUGCUCACUAAGGUGGCUACCAAAUCCAAGGUCAUCCUGGCCAUUGAUGGGCUGGGCAAAGUGAACACCGCUUCCAGGACAGCUAAGCCGUUGUUUUGGUUGCCUGCUUGCACCUCGAGCAACGUGACCAUCAUUGGGACAUGCCGAGACAGCGACAAGGAGGUCAUAGAUGAACUGAUGUCACGUGGUUUCACCAAGAUCUCCUUAGAGGAUUUGAACAAACAGCACAGAGAAGAACUGAGCAAGGAGCUCUGUGCUUUUGGCCGUUUCCGAGAGCUUGACGAGAAAAUUGAUGAGCUCAUGGCGUGUGACAGUGUCCAAGAGCUAUUCCAAAGCUUCAUUCGCAGACUGGAGGCCGACUACAUAACCGACACGAAGAGAGGAAAUAUUGUGGAACAGGUAUUGUGCUCAAUCUGUGUAUCUCGCGAAGGCCUCUCAGAAGGAGAACUGAUGGCCAUGCACUCCAUUCCUUCCCACGAGUGGUCGCCCCUGUUCUUUGCCAUGCAGGACGUCAUUACCGAAAUGGCUGGACUUCUCCGAUUCGGUUUCAAUGAACUUCGAGAAGCUGUUGAGAGUCGAUAUUUGAAAGACAAGAUGACGAAAUUCAAGUACCAGAAAAUUAUUGCCAACUAUUUUGAUGAACAAAGAAAGUCUUGCUCUGAUGAUCUAAAACUGGAUGACCCGACCUUGACCCGGCCCGCCCUUGAACUGCCGUGGCUGUUGAGAGAGAUGAAGGACAUGAAAAAACUCACGGAAGUUCUCUCAGACCUACAGAUCUUCUCAAGACUCUUUCUCGACCAAGAGUACGAGCUGGUGGAUCUGUGGCGUAGUACUGGAAUGACAGGUGACGACAUAGCCAAACUGUACCUGACGGCCAUAGAAGCCAAGGGAAAAGACCUGGCCUCUAAACUGAAGGACAGCUCCCAGCUCAAGGCCAUGAUUUACAUCACACUCCUUCCGUACCUAGGGGCCUUGUCCUAUUUUUUGGAGAUGGGCCACUACCAGUCGGCUCAAGAGCGAGUCCUGAACGCACAGCUGGGAAUCAUGGAAGACUCUAUGGCUUCUUCUGACACCCUCAAGAAGCGCAACAUUGGUGUGGUCAAGCUGAAGCUGGCUUACCUGUACUCAGACACCGGCCGAUACGAACAGGCUCAUGCUCUGCACCAAGAGGUGUUGGCUUCCAGAGAGGAAAUUCUAAAAGCGGCCGAGACAAAACAGGAGAAGGAAAACGCUAUCAAGGGUCUGGGCCAGAGCUAUCACGGAAUCGCCAUGCUGCACUCCAAGAUGGGCAACACAGAGAGGGCUAUUGAGUUCUAUACAAAGGCCAUGGAAAGUCAGAAAGAAGUCCAGAACAGCGGAGAUGUAGCUGAUUCCUUGCACAAUCUGGGAGUCAUGUACAUGAAACUCAACAACUACGAGAAGGCGCUAGAGCUUUGUUCUAAGUCCAUGAAGAUCUACGAAGAAAUCUAUUUCACCAACUUGCCUCCGGUGAUCGGAGUAAUGCUUGGCAAUAUCGCAGUGUGUCACAGGAACUUGGGCCAAGUCGAUGAGGCGGAGAAGAUGUACAAGAAAGCCAUUGAGAUCAGCGAGAGGGCAUUAGGACGCUGUCAUCCUAAUGUGGGCUUAGCGCUGAUGAAUCUUGGCACUCUGGAAGUCAACAGAAAACGUUUUGCUGAGGCCGAGGGUUGUCUCAGAGAAUGUAAAGACAUUUUAGAGUCAACUGAGAGCGACGGCAUGAACAAGGAUUACUUCACAUGCCUCGAGAAAUUUGUCUUCGUUCUUCUCAAGGUCAACAAGGGCAAGGAAGCAUUACCUCUAUUCAAAACAAUGUACGCUAUGGCUUUGAAGGAAAACAUUCUGAACAAGUGUUGGCCCGUUGUGUACGCUGAAAUGGUCGACUGGCUUAUUCAAGAAAAAGAUUUCAGCUUUGCUCAUGAUGUCACACUUUCACUGCUUAAGGCUGGGGGCGCUCAGGAGAAAAGCUACAUGCAAUAUGACACAAUCUGCAAAGCUUUGAAAAAGAAACCAGAUCCCAAGUACGAUAUGGACAAAGCUUUUCAAGGAAAGCCCAAAAGUCUCAUUAUGGUGCGAAACAUGAUUGAGACAAAGCUCAUCCCUUCAGGAGACGUCAAAGGGGUUAAUAAUGUUCUGGAUGAAGUGGAUUCUGACCGCAUGAUAGGCCCUGACCUCUACGGAACAGCUGUCAUGUGGUGUGAAGAAGCCAAAAAAUCGGACAUGGCCUUAGGGGUGUUGGAGCACGCAGUGUCCAAGUUCCCCACUGAAGCGAAUUUUGUGGCUAGUCUUGCCCAGAAAUUCUAUGACCGCCAGGAGUGGUCUAAGGCCUUGGAAUGGGGGGAGAAGAUGAUCAAAUUAGAGCCGGACACCCCUAACCAUUACCUGAUGGUAGGAGACGUCUGUCUGAGGACAAAGAAUUUGAGCAGAGGAAAGGAAAUCUUCAUCAAGAUGAACGAAAAAUUCGCCAGCAUGGACAGUGUUGUAUCUCAG
Molecule: messenger RNA, 3150 nt
Organism: Aplysia californica (California sea hare)
Lineage: Eukaryota; Metazoa; Mollusca; Gastropoda; Aplysiida; Aplysiidae
Product: TPR repeat-containing protein DDB_G0287407
Cellular component (GO): Cul4-RING E3 ubiquitin ligase complex
Molecular function (GO): protein binding
Source: RefSeq, a predicted model, not a curated record